Messenger RNA from Vollenhovia emeryi, 813 nucleotides. Its product is annotated as parkin coregulated gene protein homolog. Lineage: Eukaryota; Metazoa; Arthropoda; Insecta; Hymenoptera; Formicidae. The transcript has 4 exons. Bases 58 to 792 code for a protein of 244 amino acids. Gene Ontology annotation, molecular function: Hsp70 protein binding; Hsp90 protein binding. The record is from RefSeq and is a predicted model, not a curated record.
AAAAUGUUUAACGUGUAAUUUAAACUCUGUAUCGAAAGAGAGACACCGAGCAUUGAGAUGGUGAAUGAAAAGGAAUUUUGGACGGAAGUGCGGAAAGAUAUACCGCGAUACAGAAAGAGAAAGCCACGAGUAGUUCCUGCGUUCACUAUUCAGGCGUUGCAGGAAAAUACGGUUGUAGCGAAACCUCCGCCGUGUGGACUGUACAAACCUCGUCCACCGAAGCCGUCGAUUUUCAGAAAGUUUUACAAGCGCGGCGUAUUCCCCAUCUCCUUGGAGAACGACGGCUACGAUCAGAAAAUUAAUUGGAAGAUAGACAUAGAAGAUUUGGAUUUCCAUCACUAUUUGCCAAUGUUUUUCGAUGGAUUAACGGAAACGGAACAACCGUACAAGUUUCUGGUAGAGCAAGGAAUAUCAGAUAUGCUAGAGCACGGUGGGCCAAAGAUACUGCCUGUUGUUCCGCAGUUGAUCAUUCCUAUUAAAAACGCCUUGAAUACAAGAAUGCCCGAGAUAAUCUGUACCACGAUGAAAGCGCUUCAACGUUUAGUACGAUCGGCUGACUGCGUCGGUGAAGCCCUAGUCCCUUACUUUAGACAAAUCUUGCCUAUUCCAAACUUACUCAAAGAUAGAAAUGUAAACCUUGGCGAGGGCAUCGAUUAUUCUCAACAAAGAGGAGAGAACGCAGCAGAUAUUAUACAAGAAACGCUCGAAAUCUUGGAAAGAUACGGUGGUGAGGAUGCUUUCAUAAAUAUUAAAUACAUGGUUCCCACCUAUGAAUCCUGCAUGAUGAAUUAAUAGACAGACGACAACACUGUG